AUGAUUGCAAGAAGUGUUCUCCGCCGCCCGCACUUCAGCAACAAACCCAGCUUCCUUCGCCUGCGCCCUCUUAUUCGCCCUCCCGCUCCCCAGAUCCGCCUUGUGCAGAUUAGGCCGCCUUUCAUCCCUUCCACCCUGUUCUCGACACAAAUGACUUCGCGACAGGACCCCUCUAAGCGCACUCCCGAGAUUGAGAGCGGGAUGAACGAUGCCGACGAGCUGGAGAGACUUCUGGACAAAGAUGGUUUUACAACAUGGGGUUUCGUUAUCUACCGAUGCACGUAUCAAAGUGACUCCGACUGGGAGAAAUUGAUGAUCCGGUACCACAAGCGCGUAGAAAAAUACCUUCAGUAUUACAACUGUCUAGAUCUCCUCGCCAGAUUUACUCCAUCGGUCUUGGAAGAUCGAUCUUUUGAGAGUGCGACGGUCGCCUCGCUACGUAACAAAUUCAAUGAGUGGGCUGUGUCCGCGGUGGAAGAGGAACAAGGAAUUGAUCCCAGCCACCUGUGGCGUUUGAAAAACGGCAGGUACCGCUUUUUCAUCAUGGUGGACCAAGAAGCCUUGGAUUCAAUCCUGAGCACGCCAGACGACGAUAUAAACGGAGGAUUCGUUCGUCUAGUCAACGCCGAAUGGAAACCGGAGGAGUUGGAUGAGGAAGAGCUGGCGGAACGCGGGGGACCUGGGCCAGAAGAGGAGCUACUGGAAGGGUGUACAGAGGAGGAUGUUGGCUGGAUGAAAGUAUGCUGGGGGAAGUCACAGACGCCUGGAUAG
Messenger RNA from Aspergillus niger, 771 nucleotides. RefSeq lists its product as hypothetical. NCBI's taxonomy places the organism in Eukaryota, Fungi, Ascomycota, Eurotiomycetes, Eurotiales, Aspergillaceae. The coding region runs from base 1 to 771 and encodes 256 amino acids. The record is from RefSeq and is a predicted model, not a curated record. The transcript has a single exon.